AUGAAGCCUUCACUACCAACUCGUCAUUUAAAUACUAAACACUCAGAUUCAAAGAACAAAAAUAUCAUUUUUUUCAAACGUUUGCUAGAAAAUAAAAAUAAAUGCUAUAUGCGUACUUACUUUUCUACGGGUAGUGCUAACGAAGAUGCUGUCGAAGCUUCUUUUCGAAUUAGUUAUCGUAUUACUAGAAGUGGUAAAAAUCAUACCAUCGGCGAAAAUUUGAUUUUGCCAAGUAUUAAAGACGCAGUUUCUUGUAUGUUUAGAAAAGACUAUGUCCAUCUAUGUCCAUAAAAUAAAUGCUAUCCCAUUUAACAACCACGAAUGGCUUCAAAAACUUGCAUACUUGGCCGAUGUUUUUUUGAAAUUAAAUACUCUAAAUUUGGCUCUUCAAAACAGUUCACUGAAAACAUUUUAAGCCACUGACAAAGUAGAAUCUUUUGUUAAAAAGUUAGAGUUUUGGAAGUCGUGUAUUGAGAAUAAUCAACCAGAAAUUUUUGAAACACUACACGAUUUUCUCUGUGAAACUGAUAUGAUCCUAUCACAAGACAUCAAAAAACAAGUUAUUCAACACUUAACUGGGCUCACAGUAGCUUUUGAAAAAUACUUUCCUAAAUUUGGAAAAGAAGACCACUGAAUCGCAUUCCCUUUCCGUGAAAACUAUUUCAAAUCUGCCGUUUUAUCAGUACAAGAAAAAGAAAAACUAUUAGAACUGAAAACUAAUUUUUCACUUGAGACAGCAUUUCAAAAGAAAUCUAUUAUCAUCUUUUGGGUUGAUGUGAAAGAAGAAUAUCCUGAGCUAUCAUGCAAAGCAUGCAAUGUUCUGCUACCAUUCACAAGCACUAUGAUGGUGUAA
Cinara cedri is the source of this 853-nucleotide messenger RNA. Lineage: Eukaryota; Metazoa; Arthropoda; Insecta; Hemiptera; Aphididae. The record is from the annotation of a GenBank genome assembly.